Molecule: messenger RNA, 2380 nt
Organism: Xenopus tropicalis (tropical clawed frog)
Lineage: Eukaryota; Metazoa; Chordata; Amphibia; Anura; Pipidae
Gene: vsig10l2
Product: V-set and immunoglobulin domain containing 10 like 2
Exons: 9
Coding region: 167-2380 (737 amino acids)
Source: RefSeq, a predicted model, not a curated record
UGGAUAGAAUACUGAAGCAUUGAGCAGUGCUGUCUUACAUUCCAUCAGUACUGAUUGCACAGACCAUGGGGGAAUCUGGCAGGGAACCUAGAUAAUUAAGCAGACAAACAGGAAAGUACUCAAGUCUGGUAACUCUGGAGGCUCCAUCUUCCUGCGACAUGGAGAAAUGGAUCAUGGAUUAAUAAGGAGCUAUCAUUUUAGAACAUUUCUGGCACUUCUUUAUUUUCUCCCAACAGUUUCAUAUGGUCAGCUAGCAAAAGAAGUGACAGCAAAUGGAGUGGUUGUGCGAUCUGUGGAACUCAAGUGUAAUGAAGCUGAUUCCCCCUCCAUUUUCUUCUGGAAUUUCAUAAAGUAUGGAACAGACAAACCUAUACCAAUUGCCACUAAUUAUAACGGAGUUCACAGUAAUGCUGUCCUACUGGGAGAUGUCCGUCUGAAGGGAAGUGACUUGGUUAUAGACAAUCUGCAGAUGGCAGCCGAAGGACGAUUCAUGUGCCAAGGCAUUAUACAUACAGGUUAUAUUACAACAUACAUCGACCUCACAGUUUUAGUGCCUGUUUUGACCCCUAUCUUACAAAUUAAUGUAUCAUCACCCCGUGAAGGAUCUCCAGUUAUGCUAAGCUGUGAUGUUAAAAAUGGUACAGGUCCAAUAGAAUAUAUCUGGCAGAGAACCGUCAUCCAGGAGGGAACAUUUCCGGUUUCGGAGGGUUCAGGACGUGUAGUUGUCCUGACAGCAGUUAACAGAUCCCACACAGGCUGGUACACCUGCACUGUCAAAAAUGCAGUGAAUGAAGAGGUUAGCGGCAGACAUUACCUGAACGUUAUCUAUGGCCCAGAUGAACCAAUCAUCAGUAUCCAGCCGUAUGCCAUAAGUGAAAAUGGAUUUGCAGCCAAUGAGCAGGAAGAGGUCACAUUGAAUUGCACAGCCUCUUCCAAUCCUCCCUGCCAAUAUGUCUGGCUUUAUAACAACACUCAGGUCCACGAUGGCCAGAUGUAUAUCAUUCGAAGGAUCUCCCGGAGUCAGACUGGCAUGUACACCUGCCUGGCAAAGAACUAUCACCUGGAGACACACACUGCACUUACUGUCAGCCUCACCGUGUACUAUUUACCUGAAGGAUCUCCUUCAUGUACUGCAAAAUCACAUAACAACUACAAAGAGGUGGCUCUCUGGUGUUCAUGGACUGGUGGACUUCCUCUCAUGGCACUUCAGUGGCUAAAAACAACUGAAGAUGAUAAAGUCAUUGUGUCAUACUCAAAUGCAACCAAAAUAAUUAAAGGAGAAGACAUUAUAAAUGGGAGCAUCUACACAUGCAAGAUCACUCAUCCAGCCCUCAAAAAAGAUACACUUUGCAGUACAACUGUGUCUAUACCUGACGGAGGCCCAAGUUGCUCAGCAGUAUCAACAAAACUAAAUGAGUUUAUCAUGCUGACAUGCGAAUGGCUGGGAGGUCUCCCCCUCAUCAUGCUCGAUUGGAACAAUAAACAAAUUGGAGACUCCAAGGAAUCCUCCAACAUAUAUGUUUUCAAAUCCAAUACAUCAUAUAAUGGAAAAUUAUUUACCUGUAGAGCUUGGCACCCAAUGAGCAGGGAAACAAAGGAAUGCAAUAUCAGGCUUGAGGCUCCAGUGCUGAAUACUUCUGAGAACAAUACAUCUGUGCUGGAGGGAAAUGACAUUCACCUAACGUGCUGUAUAAAACCAUCUAACCUAACAUCAGAAGUUAUUUGGUACAAUAACAAGAACAUAGAAAUAACAUCUGAUUUACAGAAGUAUGGCAUGCUAAAGGAUAAUGGGUGGUACAAUUUAACCAUCCAUGAAACAGUUUAUAAAGUAGACAGUGGGCAGUAUCGCUGUUCAGCUUUUAAUGCAGUUGGAAACUCCUCGAUGGUCGUAACACUUCAAGUAAAACAAUAUCCUGCUCCACCAAAUGUGACAAUCAACAGAAUACUAUACAGCCGACAGAGGACAGAAGUGGACUUGGAAUGGAUGACCAAAGGAAUUGGUGACCUAACAAGCUUCAUGGUUCAGAGGCAGACCAGCAUUCGAUCAUUCCCUGGCCCAAAGAGGUUAGCGCAGACUGCAUCCUGGGACACUGUGGCUAAAGAUAUAGAACCUGAUGUUCGUGGGCACAAACUAGCAGGAUUAGACCCAGCUAAUGUCUAUGCCUUCAGGAUAUUGGCAUUAAACCAUAAGACUACAGGGUUUCCUUCUGAGGUGAAAACACCAGGUGGUCACCCAGAUGCUAUUUCUGAGCUAACAGAAUUUCUUGACAUGAUGUUGGUUCCUGGGGAGAAGAGGUCUAAGGUUGCUAGUGAGCCAUGGUGUUAUGCAAUAUGCUGGAAUGGAUUCUUUAAGAAUUUGCCAUUCAACAAGGGACUUUGA